UUUUACGCGAUGACUUCAGACAGAACCCACUGGAUGUCAUGGUGGCAGUGGGUGAGCCCGCAGUGCUGGAGUGCCAACCGCCCCGUGGGCACCCUGAACCCACGAUCUCCUGGAGGAAAGAUGGUGCAAACUUAGAUGACAGGGAUGAACGCAUCACAAUUCGCAGUGGCAAACUGAUGAUCACCAACACCAGGAAGAGCGACGCAGGGAAAUACAUCUGCGUUGGAACGAACAUGGUGGGAGAGAGGGAGAGCGAGAUCGCUGAACUCACUGUGCUAGAGCGCCCGACCUUCGUGAAGCGGCCCAGCAGUGUUGUGGUGUUGGCAGACGAGAGCGUGGAGUUUCACUGUGUGGUUCAAGGAGACCCUGUUCCCACUGUCCGCUGGAGGAAAGAUGAUUCUGACCUGCCUAAGGGCCGAUUUGAAAUCCUAGAGGACCAUACCUUGAUUGUUCGCCAAGUGACCUCUUCAGAUGAGGGCUCCUAUACAUGUGUGGUGGAGAACAUGGUUGGAAAGUCUGAAGCAUCCGCCACGCUCACUGUACACGUCAAUACUGUGCCCCCAGCAUUUGCCAUACGCCCCAGGAACCAGGUGGUGACUGUGGGCAGGACGGUCACCUUCCAGUGUGAGGCCACUGGCAACCCACAGCCUGCUAUCUUCUGGCAGAAGGAGGGAAGUGAGAGUCUCCUCUUCUCUUACCAGCCUCCACAGCCCUUUAGCCGUCUUUCUGUCUCCCAGAUGGGCAGUUUGACCAUUACCGAUGUUCAGCGCUCUGAUGGCGGCUUCUACAGCUGCCAGGCUCUCAACAUCGCUGGCAGUGUUAUUACCAAAGCACUGCUGGAGGUCACAGACUCUGGGUCAGACCACCCUCCUCCUGUGAUUAGGCAGGGUCCACUCAAUCAGACUGUGCCUGUGGACAGCACAGUGGUCCUGGGUUGCCAAACAUCUGGCUCACCACCUCCUACAGUCCACUGGAAGAGGGACGGUGUGGUAGUGUCUCCAGUGGACUCCCGCAUGUCCAUAGCAGACGCAGGGUCACUGGAGAUUCGCUACGCUAAGCUUGGAGAUACAGGCUUCUACACCUGUGUAGCUUCUAGCUCCAAUGGAGAGGCUUCCUGGACAGCAUACUUACAGGUGGAGGAGUUUGGAGUUGUUGUUCAGUCCAGUCACCCUAUAGACCCUAACCUGAUUCCCAGUGCUCCAUCUAAACCUGAGGUGACUGACAUCAGCCGUACCUCUCUCACUCUGUCGUGGAAAUCCAACCCCAAUGCUGGUGCAACACCUACAUCUUACCUCAUCGAGGCAUUCAGUUAUACAUUAGGCAGCAGAUGGGUGACCUUAGCAGAGCAUAUAAAAACACAGACCUUUGUCCUGAGGAACCUGAAGCCUGCUACUGUCUACCUGUUUAUGGUCCGAGCGGUGAAUGCUUAUGGCCUCAGCGACCCCAGUCCAAUCUCUGACUCUGUUAGAACACAGGACAGCACUUCCACCAUGCAGGGAGUGGAUCACCGCCACAUCCAGAGGGAGCUGGGAGAUGUGGUUAUUCACCUGCACACACCAACCGUCCUUUCGUCUUCUGCUGUCAGGGUGCAGUGGAUGGUCGAGCAGCAGUCCCCAUACAUCCAGGGUUACAAGGUGCUUUACAGGGCAUCCGCUGAGCACGGCAAGCCGGAGGGGCAGUGGAAUGUCCUGGAGGUACGUGCCCCACGGGAGGAUGGAGUGGUGAUCGGUCAGCUGAAGAGAGGAUCCAUCUACGAGUUCAAAGUGCGCCCCUUCUUUGAUGAGUUCCAGGGAGCUGACAGCGAGGUGAAGGUAGUCAGGACACUGGAAGAAGCCCCAAGCAGAGCACCCCAGGGCGUUACAGUGACAAAGAGUGAUGCCAAUGGGACUGCCAUCCUCGUUGCUUGGAAACCUCCUCCGGAGCAGGAAGAGGCUGGAGUCAUUCAGGAGUACAAGAUCUGGUGCCUGGGUAACGAGAGUCGGUACCAUGUAAACCAGUCAGUCGACGGCUCCACCUUCUCUGUGCUCAUUCCCAGUCUGGCACCAGGAAUUCGAUACAGCGUAGAGGUUGCAGCCAGCAACGGCGCCGGACCUGGGGUCAAAAGUGACGUCACUUUCUUUCAAUUGGACUCCGCAGGCCAGAUGAUGGAUAUCAGCGAGGAAAGGGACACUUUGUCUCAGAUCUCAGAUGUGGUGAGGCAGCCGGCAUUUAUUGCGGGCAUUGGCGCCACCUGCUGGUUGGUCCUCAUGAUUUUCAGUGUGUGGCUCUACCGGCACCGCAAGAAGAGAAGUGGCCUCAGCAGCACAUACACUGGCAUCCGCAAGGGUGUUCCCGCGUCAUCUCACACGCUUACACCUACAGUCGCAUAUCAAAGAGGAGAAUCUGUGUGCAGUGCUGGCAGACCUGGCCUUCUCAGCAUGGGCGAGCCUCUAAACCAGCUGUGGCUGCCAGACAAUUGGCCAAAUGCAUGUGCCAAUCACAAGGACUGUAGCAUCAACUGCUGCAAUAACGGCAAUGGCACCAGCGACAGUAACAUGACAACAUACAGCCGACCAGCUGACUGCAUAGCCAACUAUGGGAACCAUCCAGAAAACAAACAGGGGGGACAGCUUGGUUCAGAGACGGCCAUUUACAGCGAUGUGAACCUCUCCAACAAACUCAAUGAGAUUAAAACGUUCACCAACUCCAACUUGUGCUAUGCGAGUCCAGGCGGAGAUUCAGCAGCCACAUAUGAACCCAUCCCAUAUGCCACCACACAGCUCAUUCAGGCCAGCAUUAAGAAUAAGGCAGCCACUGGUGGCGCUAUAGCAGAGCCUCUGGACGUGCCGUGCUGGAAACAGCCCCCCAACUUGCCUCCAAUACCAAAGGAGAUGGCAGCACAGAUGCAGUACAACAUAAUUGAGCAAAACAUGCUAAAUAAAGAUCAUCUGCAAGGAAGUGAAGGAAUGAUCCAUCCUAAAACUAUCCCCUACAACCAGAUGCGUGAUCACAGUACAGGAGGCUCACACCACAGCUCAGACAGAGGCAGCAACAGCACCUCAGGGAGUCAAAAUCAAAGGAAGGGAACGCGGGCCCCAAAGAUCCCGAAACAUAAUGCAGUAACCUGGGGAGAAGGCCAGUCUACUCCGCAUGCUAAUGCCUGGGACUGUGAUGAGUAUAGCCUACCCAUGGAAAGGAGUUUUGAUCCAGAGGGGAGAAUAGAAGGCUGCCCUACUCCACCAGUUAGAGGGGCACCAUCAUCCACUGAAGUGUCCUAUAGUCACCCGCCUAUCACGCCACCAAAGGGAGACCUGAGCAAUGGCCUGCACGAUGGAACCGAGCACCUCAGCCAGCACAUCACGAGCCACCCUCGCCCUCUUUCCCCAACACACACCUACAGCUCCAUACCCCUCUGCGUGGACACUGACGGGCAGGAAGAGGAUGAGGAGGAGGCAGAGGAGGAGACAGACGCCGAGCUCGCUGAAAGUCACUACAGCCAGCACCACAACCGGCAGAAGCACAAACACCAGCUGCAGCAGCCCUCUCCCCACAAGCUGCUCCUCCAUGGGCUGGAGCAGACCCCAGCCUCCAGCACCGGGGAUCUGGACAGAUCAGUCACGGGGUCCAUGGUUAACAGCUGGGGCUCAGCAUCUGAGGACAACAUCUCAUCAGGCAGGUCCAGUGUUGUCAGCACCUCAGAGGGAUCCUUCUUUACAGACGGCGAUUUCAACCAGGCAGUGGCUUCAUCGCGGGAUAUUGUAGGCCUGCGCAUGUGCAGAUACCCAGAGGAGUCAGGCCGGCGACACCAGCGACCCAGCAGUCCCAUGUCUACAGACAGCAACAUGAGUCCUGCAAUAACACAUAAAAGGCCCAGGAGGCAUAAACAGAACCAGUCUGGUCAACAGGACUACCAACCCAAAGAUGUCUUCAAUGAUGACUCUUGCAUGCCUCUUAGUUUCUCCAGCCAGAUGUCCCACGGUGACUAUAAAGUGAGGGGUGCCACCCUGCCUCGGAUGGGCUCCGGGGAGGCCCGGGGUCGACGAGGUAGCACUGGGACUCAUAGAGUGAAGGAGGCUGCAUGUGAGCAGAGAGAGAGCCAGGACAAGCACAAGAUCCAACAAGGAGGAAAGGGAAGCAGCAAAAGCCGACAGCACUCAGAAUUUGGGGACAUCUUUCUGUACAGUCGUCCCUCUUUCCCAUCAGGUCAAGCUCAAAGGGACCCCGAUGGUACUAAUUCAUCCAGCUUUAUGUCAUGUGGAGACUCAAGGACCAAACAGAGAGGACAGGUAGCACCGACCGGACAGGUGGAAGAGUUCCUGAAAAGCUAAGAAGCAACGUGAGCACAAAAGGAAUUUCCUGCAGUUGCUUCAGACGAAGGACUAUGACCUUUACGAUAUGGAAAAAGACUGCACAAUACAUGCUAUUGUUUUCUACUUCAAAUUUCUCAUUAGGUGUUGGAAAAAAGAAAAAAAAAGUGCUUUCAUGUUUAAGUCUAUUGACUUCAAUUUGAUGCACUGUUUAUUGUUUGCUUUUUGGGUGGCCAGCUUCCCAGAGCCUGAACCGCUGGUUGUUCAGCAAACUAAGAUGAAUGCACAUUUGAUGGCGAUUGUGAGUGUCUACACAAAUAUUGUCCAUGACUGCUUGAUGCGGUCCAUACAUGAUCUUUGCUUGUCAGUUGUCUUGUUAUUUUACUGUAAUUGUUAUUCAGUCAUUACCAGCCAUCUUGUAAAUUCUUGAAAUUGUUUACUGCCACAGAAGUGCUUCAAAUUCAAAUUUUAUAUAACAGUGUUAAUGUUUUAUAAGUGAUGUACAUCUUGUCUUUGUAUUAUUUGUUCUACUUUGGUUAUAAAAGCACAAUCAAUUAAUUUUAUUCUAAGUCAUUAUUAUAUGAAUUUCAGCCUGGAGGAAAUCAGUCUUUGGAGUCUUAUUAAUCAUUUUGUCAGUUCACUUUAGGCUGAGAAAUGAUCUUGAUUGUGAUUGUGCAUUCUGUUGCGUACAAUUGAGCUGCUUUCAUUCAGAUUUAAACUAUCUGUUGUGUGUACUGAGAGACUUGCAUGCAGAUUCACCUUUAGGAGGUUUUACUUAACAUCUUGACCGCUUUGUCCUCCCUUUGGGAUGAUGAACAAUCUGGACAUGGACUGGUUCCAUUUAUUGUUUUCUACACUGAGUCCAUUUCAUUUAGUCCUGUGUUCCCUUGACCUUGGCCAUAACUUCUGGAGUGGGGCUGGACAAUGCACUUAAUUUAUCAAAUUACUGAUUAUGAAUCUCUUACAGACCUGAAUUCACUCAUACAGUAAUUUCCAACAAAUGAAACUGUCAGAAUACCAUACAAUUGAAGAAUAGCUAGAACAAGCAUAUGACCAGAAGUCCAGCCAUCUGCCCACUGUCCACAGGUCCAAAACCUUACACUGGACAAAUAUUAUGAAGCCAGUAAAAAAGUUAAUAUUAUUGGGCACUAAUGUAUUAAGAAAAAAAAAUAUAUUGUUUAUUUAUAGUUAUAAAGUUACAUUUACAUUGUGCUAUAGAGUUUGGUCAUAUUGUCCAGCCCUAUUCUGUAAGUUAUAUAUGGAACUAAUAUGUCACUUUAACUGCUCUGUUUGAAUAAAUAUUGCUGUUCCUUAAGCAACAACAGAUAAUCUUUUAACUCAUUCUUUUACCCUAAUUCUAUAUUGCCUAUCCUCUUUGCACUUUCAAAUGAAAUACUGAUUUCAACCAUGAAUAAUCAAAACAGCAAAAACCUAGAUGGCUGAAAAUCCUCAAAGAUGUAAAGAGCAGUGAAUGGUGAUUCUUCCCCUCAUUUCACUCGUGUGUUGGUUUGUCAA
This is a messenger RNA of Morone saxatilis (striped sea-bass), 5801 nucleotides long. Its product is annotated as roundabout homolog 1-like. Gene Ontology annotation, cellular component: axon; plasma membrane. Gene Ontology annotation, biological process: homophilic cell-cell adhesion; axon guidance; Roundabout signaling pathway. Gene Ontology annotation, molecular function: axon guidance receptor activity; cell-cell adhesion mediator activity. The record is from RefSeq and is a predicted model, not a curated record. NCBI's taxonomy places the organism in Eukaryota, Metazoa, Chordata, Actinopteri, Moronidae.